Messenger RNA from Cyclocybe aegerita, 1329 nucleotides. The record is from the annotation of a GenBank genome assembly. Lineage: Eukaryota; Fungi; Basidiomycota; Agaricomycetes; Agaricales; Hemipholiotaceae.
AUGAUAUCUAAGCCGUCGGUGGAACGGGAACAGAAGGGGACCGUACCCCGUCGCGAUCUUUCCCCGCGACGAAGUUCGCGCUCUUCGCAGAAUCUCGAACGAACGUCACUGAUUGACGACAACGGCUAUCUGCACUAUCGUGCAUUGCCAUCUCCACCCCCGAAAGCCAAUAAGUUUUCCCGGGGCCAAGGGCCGAUGCAGGAAGACAGUGAAGAACUGGAGGUUGAAGACUUCCAUGAUAGCGGUUUCUCCGAAGGGACAAAUUUUUCAGACGGCUGGUCAAUUCGACACCACCUAUCACCAUCUAGGUCGAGGAUCGACCGAUCCUUCAAAGAGACGAACGAAUAUUGGGAUUCUUUUUCUCGUUGCUUGGAACUGGACGACGAUAGAGGGAUGACGAGUAGUCCUUCACCUCGGCAUCGACAACUAGAAAUCGACAGCUCAGAAACUGGCGACGAGACACCUCAUCCUGAUUUCCCAGCAUGCGUCAUACUAGGUCCUGCAAGAGCUCAUCGACCUCACGAUCGAGUCACUGGCAUGCGCGAUGCAUCCUCAGUAUAUGGAAGGCUCUUUGAACGAGAAGAUCCAUGGGCAACCAUCGGAGAGAUUCUCCGCCUUCCAGACAUCGUAAACACAUUUCCGGGGUCCACAAGCACAAACAUCUCUCAAAGUAUUGUCGGUGAAAAUACAAAACCUGAAUGUGCAAGUGUCGUUCCGGAGGAUCCUGUCGAAGAUCGCUAUGCGCUGAAUAGUGGGUCUCCACAAGUUGCAGACCUCUUGAGCGACUGCUCAAUGGGAGUGGAGCUGAUAGCCUCUGAGGCCGUCGACGAAGAGGCCUGCGGAUACAUCGAUGAUUCUUACGACCCAACAUUCAUCGAUUUAUUUGAAGCAGUAGCCGGGUCGGAACUAGCAGAGCAACAACCAUCGAGGAAGGAAGAGAGUCUCGAGGAAGAGAUCGACAGAAUACUAGGAUUAGAAGAAGGUGCUGACGCUGACGAGCCCCUGGGACUCGUACUGGGAGUCACUCUUGGCCGAAGGGACAAUAAGCCUCAAGACGUUAAUGUUUGGAGAAAUGCCAUUGAAACCGAGCUAACCGGGUUGCCCACUGUUGCGACCAAGGAACCAGAGAACCAAGUUGACCAACGAGCUAAGUCCGCCUCGCCGCAGCUUGUUAAAAAAUCGGAUGCUGGGAUUUCAAACGAGCCGCAUGAGUCAGAUAACGGCUCUGACCUUCAUGCAAUUCCGGAUUUGCGGGAGGAAAAUGGACGCUUCCUUGGACCUUCUCUGUUCUGUAAUUUCGAGAUAGAUGGAUCAGAUGAAGACUGUUAG